Molecule: messenger RNA, 6428 nt
Organism: Cornus florida
Lineage: Eukaryota; Viridiplantae; Streptophyta; Magnoliopsida; Cornales; Cornaceae
Product: probable protein phosphatase 2C 15
Exons: 11
Coding region: 1516-2172 (218 amino acids)
Biological process (GO): protein dephosphorylation
Molecular function (GO): protein serine/threonine phosphatase activity
Source: RefSeq, a predicted model, not a curated record
UCAGCCUCUCCAUCUCUAUUCUCGUUCUCAACUCUGAACUUGGCCUCUCUCUCUCUCACCCUGCAACUGCAAACUACAAAAUCUGCAAGAAUCAGAAGUUCAAAACCCAUAAGUUCCAGUUAAACUAUCUGUCUGCAAGAAUCAAAAGUUCAAAACCUAUUACCUAUAUCAAAACCCCCAUAUCGGCAUAUAAUUUCAGAUUGUUCAAAAAAUAAAAACUCGUAUCUUUCAGUUUCCAUCGCCCGCUGUUCCAGUUCGGGUUCGCCGUUCGCAAGCUUCAGCCGCCGUCUCUCAACUCUCAAGCUUGCCCCCCCUCUCUCUGCAACUGCUAACUUUGCAAAGAUUUACCUCCGUGGAAAGGAUGAUUCUUUCGGAUCGACACGAGAGUCCAACUACAUUGCAUAGCCAGAAUCCAUGUUGUAUAUUUGGAAGAGGUUGACCUUGCGUCUCUCAUGGUAGAAUCCUCUUCCUGCCGAGCCCCCUUUCUCCUCGGUCCGCAGAGACAAAAUGUAGGAUUGGUGCUAACAGUUCAUCACAGAAGAAAGGACUCACUAAGCCAGGAUCACUAACUAAUACUAAUAUAAUACUAAUCUAAUAGAAAAGAACCUCUCUCUCUCUCUCUCUCUCUCUCUCUCUCUCUCUCUCUCUGUUCAAAACCCAUAGAGAAUGAAAAGUUGAAAACCUAUUACCUAUAUCAAAAUCCCCAUAUCAUUUUCAGAUUGUUCAAAAAAUCAAAACCCAUAUCUUUCGGUUUCCAUUGCCCGAUGUUCCAACACUUGCAAGCUUCAGCUGCUUGCCCGCUGUCUCUCAACUCUCAAGCUUGCCCCCCUCUCUCUGUUCCUUUCCUUUCCUCCGUUUUGCAUUGCACCAAACUGACCCUUACCGAACUCCCAAUACGAGUCUUCUCUCUAGAACAUCCAACAGACACCUCCUUUGUCUCUCUACAAUCACUCUGUACUACACCGGAGGCCUCUCUCUCUACCAUCACUCUUCCAGUCUUCCCUCAUAGUCGCAAGAUGCCUCCCUUUCUCUCUCCUUUCACUCUUCCCUCAAGCUCAUCAGAUCGUCCAGGUUUGUUUCUUUAGGUACUGAGAUUUUAUUAUUAAUUUUUUUUUUUCUUUUUGUUCACUGAGAUUUUUUUUUUUUCCUUUUUCUGUCUCUGUGUUUUUUACAGCUCGAUCAUAUGCAUCAGAUCUAUUCUCUUCUAGGGUAAACUUUGGGGGAUGAAGAUUGGGAGAAAAUACAAUUAAAGUUACUCUCGCUCUAGGUUAUGAACUUACUCUCGCUCCAUUCUCAAUCAACUGAUCACAUCACUUUCUCUCACUCCAUGUGAAAAAAUUUCAAUUUGAGAGCUUAUUUUCCAUUUUCAAUCCAGAGUUUCUAUUGUAAUUCAAAGAGAAAUCCAAACCAAAUUGUUGAGUUCAUUAAUCAGUCUAUCCACUUGCAGGCUGUUCUAAAACUGAACGAAGCAAAGAAGCUUGAAUCAACUGAACAGGAGGUGUUGGUCGUUUAGGUAUGGGGUUGAGUGAAGAGAGGCAUCAUCAUAGUCGUCGUGAUCACAGCCUUGUGCCUCUAGCUGCAUUGAUCCGUAGAGAAAUGAAAAAUGAGAAGAUGGAGAAGCCGACAGUGAGAUAUAGGAAUGCAGCUCAGUCUAGGAAAGGGGAGGAUUAUUUUAUGAUGAAGACGGAUUGCCAGAGAAUUCCCGGAAAUCCAUCAUCUGCAUAUUCUGUAUUUGCGAUCUUCGAUGGACACAAAGGGAAUGCUGCAGCGAUUUUUUCCAGGGAUAAUUUGUUGAACCAUGUCUUGAAUGCUAUUCCUCAUGGGCUUGGGAGGGACGAAUGGCUUCAAGCUUUGCCUUGGGCACUGGUUGCUGGAUUUGUGAAAACUGACAAGGAGUUCCAGAGUAGAGGAGUAACUUCAGGAACCAGAGUCACGUUUGUAAUAGUUGAUGGAUGGACUGUAACAGUUGCAUGUGUUGGAGACUCCCGCUGCAUUUUAGAUACCCAGGAUGGUGCCGUCUCUGUUUUGACUGUUGAUCACAGACUUGAAGAAAACGUGGAGGAGAGGGAACAUGUAACUGCCAGUGGUGGCGAAGUUGGGAGGCUUAGCAUUUGUGGCGGUGCUGAGGUGAGCUUUCAAAUGCUCUGGUGGAAGGCUUAUAAUUGCCUCUGAUGGCAUCUGGGACACAUUAACCUCCGAGAUGGCUGCAAAAUCAUGCUGUGGGUUGCCUGCUGAACUUGCUUCUAGGCAAGUAGUGAAGGUUUAGCAUCGGGCCUUAACAUUUAGCAAUAAUAAGGUUCAAGAAACAUGCUUCCUUAGUUAUCAGGUCUUUUUUUUCUGAAAGAAGAGAGUUGAUUGGAAUGGCUGGAGUAGGGUAAAAGAAAAUAGGAAACAUUCUUUCCAAAGGAGAGAAUCAGAAAAGCCCGGUUAAGCUUAACCGCCCCUAUUUUAGGAAGAACCCAAAAUAUUGGUGUGUGUAUUGUCUAGGUAUGAUAUUCAAAUACGAAGGGAAAAUGAAACACACAACAGAAAGCAUCAUCCUGGUUUGAAAUGUGUCUGCUCCACAUGUGGAAGCGUCUUCAAAACCUGACAGGAGAUAAUAUAUGAACACAAGCCCUAGCAAUUCCAGCCCCCAUAAGGUGUUUAUCCGAUUUGGUGGCUUCGAAGAGCAGGGAGGAAUUUUCAUCACCGUGAUUUUUAUUUUUGAAAAUGGUAUGACAAAAGAUAUGGUCCUGAGAAAUGUUAUCAUAUUUUGGUGAUGCCCGAGUCCCACAAAGUGGUGGUGGUGGUGGUGGGGUUUCUUCAAGUGGUGAUAGUGGUGGGGGUGGAGAUGGAGGUGAUGCUUCUUCAAGUGAAACAAGAGUGAUGGAGGAGGAGGUGAAAUUGAGUAGUGGUAUGCAGGUAAGUUUUUAAUUAAUUUCAGAAUUUUGUUUCAAUGGGUGAUGAUUUAUUCUUAAUUUUUAUUCAAAACUUAUUCUUAAUUUUCAUUUAAAGUUUUGAAAUGAAAAUUAAGAAUAAGUCACCACCCAUUAAAACAAUUCCAUCCCCCACAAGGUGCUUAUCCGAUUUGGUGGCUUCGAAGAGUAGGGAGGAAUUUUCACCACCGUGAUUCUUAUUUUGAAAAAUGGUAUGACAAAAGAUAUGGUCCUGAGAAAGGUUAUCUUAUUUAUGGUGAUGCCCGAGUCCCACAAAGUGAUGGUGGUGGGGCUUCUUCAAGUAUUGGUGGUGGUGGUGGUGGGGUUUCUUCAAGUAGUGAUAGUGGUGGUGGUGGAGAUGGAGGUAAUGCUUCUUCAAGUGAAAACAAGAGUGAUGGAAGAGGAGGUGAAAUUGAGUUGUGGUAUGCAGGUAAGUUUUUAAUUAAUUUCAGAAUUUUGUUUCAAUGGGUGGUCUUAUUCUUAAUUUUUAUUUCAGAACUUAUUCUUAAUUUUCAUUUAAAAUUUUGAAGUAAAAAUUAAGAAUAAGUCAUCACCCAUUGAAACAAUUCACUCCCCUACAAGGUGCUUAUCUGAUUUGGUGGCGUCAAAGAGCAGGGAGGAAUUAUCACCACCGUGAUUCUUAUUUUUAAAAAUGGUAUGACAGAAGAUAUGGUCCUGAGAAAGGUUAUCAUAUUUUUGGUGAUGCCCGAGUCCCACAAAGUGAUGGUGGUGGGGGCUUCUUCAAGUAUUGGUGGUGGUGGGGGGGUUUCUUCAAGUAGUGAUAGUGGUGGUGGUGGAGAUGGAGAUGAUGUUUUUUCAAGUGAAAACAAGAGUGAUGGAGGAGGAGGUGAAAUUGAUUUGUGGUAUGCAGGUUUAGCUGAAGGUGGAGUUCUUUGAUGGUUAAGUUCAGUUGAACAGAUUUGGGACUUAUUCUUUUCAGGUUUAGCUGAAGGUGGAGUUCUUUGAUGGUUAAGGUACAGUUCUUUGGUGGAGUUCUUUCAAAUGAAUGCCUGAUGUCUUAUUGUCAUAUAUUAUAAGUUUGAUUACUGCCAUACACACUAGAAUCUAUUCUGUAUGUGUGUGUAUAUAUAUAUAUAUAAAUAUUAUUUUUUAAAGAAACAAUCUGAGGCCUAAAGUCCUAGCAAAAUCCCUUACACUAAUGCAAAAAAUUAUAAUUAUUAUAUAUUUUUCUAAAUAUUAUGAUCUAAUUUGACACGGUUAAUAUUAGCAAAGACAAUUAAUUUUCUUUAUUACUAUUUCUUCACCAUUUUGUAUUUAUUUUAAAACCAAGAUAGAUGUGAGAUGGUUCGUCUAAGUGCAUGAAUGUAUAUCUCACUUGAGUAAAUAAUAUUUGUAUUUUUUUUAACAUAUAAUAAAUAUGUGUGGUUGGAGAAGUAAACUCUGAAAGAUUGUGCAAGCUGGUCAGUAGGAAUCCCUCUCUUUAUCUUUCUCUGUGUGUGACAAAUUGCAAGCUGUGAUGUAACCUUUUUUACGGAAAUGCAUGACCUAGAAUCCAGGUGGCAGUAUAUUUUGGACUGUGGAAUGUGUGGGUAUUCAAUGUAAAAGUAACACACACAAAUCGAGAGCAUAACUUUGAAUAAAUUUGUUUUUGUAAAGCAAAGAAACUGUUUUAUUUCAUUUGUAAUGUUGAUGAUAAGAAAGACUUCACUAGUUUAACAUAGAGAUUAAUGAAACUCAAUCCUGUUGAAUCAACACAAUAGCAAAAGAACACAAGAUAGAUUAAAAACCCAGAACUCAAUAUUAAGUUUUAAUAUCACCUUGAUACACUACCAACUCAAGAAAAAAGAAUUCAAAUAAACCAUCCUCAUAAUAAUAAUAAUAAUAAUAAUAAUAACAAUAUACAACAAUAAUUAAAACAACCUCUAAUAUAGCAGAAAACAAAAGCUCUAUUUAUAAACUAGGUAAAAGAAGCUCCCUGAGCAGACAACCAAGGCAUUUCCGGCCAAGCUCAUACUCAAAACUCUACCCCAAAGCAUUCAAGCCAGGUCUCCAACCAGCCAGAUAUGAUCUUAUUGUUGUACAAACUGUUUUUGGUGUUUUGCUUUGUUGUUUGCUUUGUUGUCCACUACCAUAAAUGCCAUGCAAUUUUAAUACGCUCAUCAAUGUUUCAAAAUCAAGAAAGGGUGCCAAAAGCAAUUUUAAAAGAUGGUCAAACAUUUCCAGAUGAGUGCACGUUUUAUGGGUAUAACAAAAUAAGAGAAGCUUAAAAAACAUUGGGUCAAAGUCAAACUAAAAGCAUACAAUUAGAGGGAAACAAUUAGAAUUAAGCUCAAAAUAUGGGCACAUAUGCAAAGAAUUGAAAGAUCAAACAAGGGAAAGUGAAGGAACAAGGAAAGAGGCGUCUAUAGGCAGCGCUGGGUGCCAUAUAAGCGGCAUAAUUCAUCCUUCGUCUCCCACUAGUCCAAGCAAUUCUUUUCAGCAGUUUCUCUCUCUAGUAUUCUUCAAGGAAGAACAGCUGGCUCUCUCUCUCUCUCUCUAUAUAUAUAUAUAUAUAUGUAUAUACUGUCUGUAAUUGAUGAUGUAUUUUUUGAGAGGAAAAUUUCCUUUCUUUUUCUGUGCCUUUAAUCUUAGACUUGAGUUGAUUUCCGAACAAUGAACAAGGGCAAUUGAGUUGAUUUCUUUUAAUUAAUUAGACUUCUUCACCAUAUCUGAUUGACUAAAAAGUCUAGAAGCAGCCAUUCAUUUAUUUCUUUCUUUUUUGAAAUUUUAAAAGAUGCAUUAUAUACUGUCCAUCUUGAUUUUUUUCUCCAUCUUGAUUUUUUUCUUUCUUUCUUGAAGCUUUUGGGAAAGCCAAAAUUAAAUUGAAUGAACAUGAAAGAGGGUAAAUAUAAUUUGUGGAUUUAGGUUAAAAUUUUGAGUUUAUUGAUAAUGUUAUCAUACUCUUGAUCUUAUCAUUCAUUUCUUUAAUAAAAAAUUGAACUUCAUUGGAUCAAAAUAUUGGAUAGGACUCUUUCAUAUAAGCAGAGCAUAUUAUGUAACUUAAGAAAAAAAAAACAUGAUAUCAAAUUAUGUUUCUUUCAUUUACACUUCAUUAUCAACUAGCAUAUUAGGCUUUAAGUAUCAUAGUCCUUAAUGUAACAGGUAGGGGCUUGCCCAUUACUCAAAAAUUUAAGUUAUUGGGUAGUGCUGUAUAUUCACACAUUUAUACCCAUUUAUUUUUUCAUUCGGAUCUGAUUUGGGUAAGGGCGGAUUCAUGAAAUUGUCAAUGGGAUGGGUUAAUAUUUUUUUGAGUGUGCUAAUAUUAGAAAUACAUUUUUUUUUAGUGUGCUAAUACUUGAGCGGAUCACGAUUUAGUACCUAAAGCAAAUGCGGAAAAACAUGUAAAAUAAUUUUUUUUUUAAGCUUAGAUGUCAAAUUGUGAUUGACCGGCCAAUGGUCUUGGAAUAAUGCAAUAAUUUUUCAUCCGGAGGUUCAGACCCAUGCCUACAUUUUCAACCACACCUAAUAUAGCAAAUAGAUUAUAUGAAAAGAGAAGAUGAGAGAGAGCCCCAA